AUGAACGAUCCGCAACCUAUGCGAAGAGACUCGUACCAACCUCAUCUGGAAGGCUUAGGAUACCGGGCCGCACACCAAUACCAGCACUCUCCUUAUGAAGUGGCACGUUCGUCCUUCUUCAUGCCAAGCCAGUACGACCAUCAGCAGGGCAAAGCAAGAAAGAGAAGUAACCUACCAAAGCAGUCGACCGAGAUCAUGAAGACGUGGUUCGAUCAAAACAUAACCAACCCAUACCCUAGCGAGGAGCAGAAAGCGCUCUUUUCGCGGGCUACUGGUAUCAGCAUGACUCAGGUCAGUAAUUGGUUCAUCAAUCAUCGUCGUCGGUGCCCAGAGCUACGCGAUCGACGUGACAAGCAUCACGGCUCGAGCCGCGACGUUGAGAUGAUGUGA
This is a messenger RNA of Recurvomyces mirabilis, 390 nucleotides long. It is a transcript of the gene CUP9, whose product is annotated as homeodomain superfamily. Gene Ontology annotation, biological process: regulation of transcription by RNA polymerase II. Gene Ontology annotation, molecular function: RNA polymerase II cis-regulatory region sequence-specific DNA binding. Lineage: Eukaryota; Fungi; Ascomycota; Dothideomycetes; Mycosphaerellales; Teratosphaeriaceae. The record is from RefSeq and is a predicted model, not a curated record. The coding region runs from base 1 to 390 and encodes 129 amino acids. The transcript has 3 exons.